Molecule: messenger RNA, 1659 nt
Organism: Aspergillus wentii DTO 134E9
Lineage: Eukaryota; Fungi; Ascomycota; Eurotiomycetes; Eurotiales; Aspergillaceae
Gene: noc4
Product: ribosome biosynthesis protein NOC4
Exons: 3
Coding region: 1-1659 (552 amino acids)
Biological process (GO): ribosome biogenesis
Cellular component (GO): small-subunit processome; nucleolus; Noc4p-Nop14p complex
Source: RefSeq, a predicted model, not a curated record
AUGCCUACCCCUACGGACCGAGCUGCGGGCUCGAAGAAACGAAAGCAAGUUAAAGAAAGCGGUGUCCCGUCGUCCAAGCGCCGAGCAGUCACCGGAAAUGAAGGCGAAGAUGCGAUGGCUAAGGUCCUAGAGCUGGAGGAGCAGAUUUCUGAGUCGCGAAAGUAUUACAACAACAUCGCAACAUUGAUUUCGAUGCUUGGUGUUGGCGAAUCCAGCGUGAAACCAAAUCUGGCCGUGGCGGUAUCCCUCUGUCGAGUAUUCAGCAGAUUGAUUGUUGGUGGAAAUUUGACGGACACAAACCGGGCAGCGGAGAAUGAGAAGAUAAUUGUGGCUUGGUUGAAAGAAAGAUGUUCGGAGUACCAGAAGGCGAUGAUCACUGUUAUGCGUGAGGGUGAUGCUUCCUCUCAGCAGGUUACGGCCCUCACCCUAUGCAUGCGCCUUGUCAAUGAACGUGCGACACAUAUCCCCGGUGCCGAUAUCCAAGUUUGGUCGUCCGGAUUGUUCAAAAAUGUUUUUGAGGCCGUCGUGGAGGCUCGUAAUGGACAGGCACUGCAGUCCGAGUUUCUCGAGAAGUUCGCAAAGGCAUACGAAGACGUGAGAUAUUAUACCUUCAUGCAGCUUGCUGACUACGCAUCAACGACAAGAAGCACGGAAAUCCUCGAAACAUUAAUAUCCAUCCUCUCGGAAUGCGACUCUGUGCCUGGAGCCCAACACAAGUUUGAAAACUUCUUUUCAAAGACUAGCAAAAACAGCAAGAAGGUGGUCUCAGUCAACUCUCACAAGAAGCGAGCGCAGGAUGCAUGGUUGUCCGUUCUUCGAAGCAACCUCUCGCAAUCUCAGCGGAAAGCCCUGCUGCGCAUCAUGGUCCACAGCAUUGAGCCAUGGUUCAACCGGCCCGAACUGCUCAUGGACUUCUUAACGGACUCUUACAAUGUCGGAGGCGCCACAUCGCUUCUCGCCUUAUCCGGUCUCUUCUACCUCAUCCAGGAAAAGAACCUGGACUACCCCCAGUUCUACCAGAAGCUUUACUCUCUCCUAGACGCCGACCUCUUACAUUCGAAACACCGGUCUCGAUUCUUCCGCUUGAUGAACACCUUCCUCGCCUCUACCCAUCUUCCCGCCACCCUCAUCGCCAGCUUCAUCAAACGACUUUCUCGUCUCGCACUCAAUGCGCCCCCCGCCGCUAUCGUGGCCAUAGUCCCCUUCGCAUACAACCUCUUCAAGAGCCACCCAACAUGUACCUUCAUGCUUCACCGUGUCGUCUACGACAAGGAAUUCAAGGCAGACCUCGAAGCUGAGGGUAUGGACGAUCCGUUUGACCCCGAGGAGGCGGACCCCACUCUCACAGAUGCCAUCGAGAGCAGUUUAUGGGAAAUUGAAACGCUCCAGUCUCACUAUCACCCCAACGUUGCUGCCAUCGCUCGUAUCAUAUCGGAGCAAUUCACAAAGCAAGCAUAUAGCUUAGAAGACUUCCUCGACUAUACGUACCAGGGCAUGUUGCAGGGUGAACUUGGUACCGAGGACAAGCCGAUCAAAAGAACUCCGGUGGUGGAAUACCAGAUACCCAAGCGAAUAUUCACCGACCGAGGUCUGGAAGAGGAUGGUGGCCAGGAUACGGCUCCUGGCAGUCUCAUAAGAGGGUUAUGGGACUUUGCGUGA